Messenger RNA from Diorhabda carinulata, 838 nucleotides. RefSeq lists its product as uncharacterized. The record is from RefSeq and is a predicted model, not a curated record. NCBI's taxonomy places the organism in Eukaryota, Metazoa, Arthropoda, Insecta, Coleoptera, Chrysomelidae. Bases 107 to 751 code for a protein of 214 amino acids. The transcript has a single exon.
CUAUUUAAUUUGAAGAUCUGUCAUUCGAAUAAUCUCCUGAAAAGCAGAGCUCCAUAUUAUAACAUCUUUUGCAAUAUUUAAGAAGAAUUUUGUCUCGUUUGUAACGAUGAAGUGUCUUUUCAUCAUUUCUUUAUGUAUUUAUUACGGAAUAGGAGUUCUAAGUGGCCAAGAAAAUACGACGGAAAAUCCUGAUUCUCUUCAAGCCGAAAUACACGAAAUCCUACAACUAAUACCGAGAGAAAAAGUAACUGAAAUUGCUAAGAAUCAUUUAGUAAGCGACGACGGAUUCAAAGCAGCGAUAAAAUUCAUGAAAAGUGAUGAUUGGAAUGAAAAUGUGGAAAUUAUAAGAGGAAAACCGGAAUGGAUACGUUUCAAAUCAUUUUUCUCGACGAUCGGUUUUCCUGUCGAUACAUUAAUAUUUUGUAUGGAAUCAUUUUUGAAAAUGGUGACGGUACCCGAAGUUCCAGAGGAUACGCCAAAAAAUUUGACAUCUUUCAUGAUUGACGUUGAAAAAGUCGUCCCACUCACCGAUAUCAUCAUGAAGCUCUACGAAAAACAACGAGAUAACAAAAAAUUCAACAAAAUACUGGAAAAAUUAAAAACGCCGGAGACGAAAAUUAUUGUUGAAGACGUCGUGCGUUUACCAGAAGUUAAAAAAAUGUUGACGGAUAUGAAAGAUAUGGGACUCGAUUUAGGGGAUUUAUUUUCAAUGUUUUAUUUUUUCAUGGGUUGGGGUGAGUUCAAAAUGUAACUUGAUUGAUACGUUGAAUUUGUUCUUUUUGAUGUUUGAAUUUGUAUCUGUUUGAUAUUUGAAUAAAAUAAAAAUGUUUAAGUAAAA